Molecule: messenger RNA, 816 nt
Organism: Miscanthus lutarioriparius
Lineage: Eukaryota; Viridiplantae; Streptophyta; Magnoliopsida; Poales; Poaceae
Source: the annotation of a GenBank genome assembly
AUGGGUGGCGUGGUGGCGUCGGUGGCGGCAACGCUGCUCGUCGUCCUUGGCGUGGCGUCGGUGGCGACGGCGCAGUUGGAGACCUGCAACGGCGACCUCCCGCCCGUGCUCGCCGCCAACUACUCCGGACUGGCCUGCCAGCCGGUCUGGAACAACUUCGUGCUCCGGUACCACCAGGACAAGAACAACGUGCUGCGGAUCGUGCUGUCGACGAUGUACAGCACGGGGUGGGUGGGCAUGGGUUUCUCCAGGGUCGGCCUGAUGAUCGGCUCCAGCUCCAUGGUGGGGUGGAUCGGCAAGAAGGGGCUCCCCCACAUCCGGCAGUUCGCGCUGCGCGGCAAGAGAAGCUCCAAGGUGGUCGUGGACCGCGGCUUCCUCGUCUCCAACGACCACGACCACACCGUGGUGGUGCAGCAGGCCAAGAUCUACCUCGCCUUCCAGCUCAGGUUCUCCUGCCGCCUCACCCACCAGCACAUUAUCAUGGCCUUCGGCAACAGCAUCCCCGUCAAGAACAAGCUCACCAGGCACCAGGACAAGACCUCCUUCACCUUCGAUUUCACCACCGGCAGAGCUUCGGUGGACGGGUCGUUCCCCUACGGCCUGCGGCGCGCGCACGGCGCGCUGAACGUGUUCGCGUGGGGCGUGCUGAUGCCCAUCAGCGCCAUCCUGGCGCGCUACUUCCGGCGGAUGGACCCGCUGUGGUUCUACCUCCACGUCGGCGUCCAGUUCGUGGGCUUCAUCAUCGGCCUGGCCGGCGUCGUCGCCGGGGUGGCGCUGUACAACAAGAUCCAGACCGACACAAAGACAGGAGGCUGA